This is a messenger RNA of Corylus avellana, 227 nucleotides long. The record is from RefSeq and is a predicted model, not a curated record. Lineage: Eukaryota; Viridiplantae; Streptophyta; Magnoliopsida; Fagales; Betulaceae.
AUGGAACUUGUUCGAAACACCAACUUGUCUGCUCUUCUUGUCUUGCUGUCUUGCUUUUGUUUAGAGUUUGGCUCUGCAACAGACACCAUCACAGCAGCUAAAUUCAUCAACGACUCUGAAACCAUCAUCUCCAAUGGGGGUGACUUCAAACUGGGAUUUUUCAGCCCUCCAAAUUCUACCGAUCGGUAUGUUGGGAUAUGGUAUGCUGAAAUUUCUGUGUUCACUGU